AUGACGAGCGCAGUAACAGCAUCAUCAGCAUGGGUAACAAUGGUGACGGGAGAAUUAAUAGCAUCAACAGGAGGAGUAACAAUGGUGCUGGGAGGAGUAACAGCAUCACGAGGAGGUAUGGCAAUGGUGGCGGGAGCAGUAAAAAUAAGGAAAGCGUAUGGUCACGGGAUCAGUAAUAGAAUCCUCAGGAGGUGUAACAAUGGUGACGAGAGCAAUAACAAAAUCAUCAGGAGGGGAAACAAUGGUGACGGGAGCAGUAAGAGCAUCAUCAGGAGGGGUAACAAUGGUGACGGGAGAAGUAACAGCAUUAUUUGGAGGGGUAACAAUGGUGACGGAGAAGUAACAGCAUCAUCAGGAUGGGUAACAAUUGUAACGGGAGAAGUAACAGCAUUAUCUGGAGGGGUAACAAUGGUGACGGGAGAAGUAACAGCAUCAUCAGGAUGGGUAACAAUUGUAACGGGAGCAGUAACAGCAUCAGAAGAAGUGGUAACAAUGGUGACGGGAGCAAUAACAACAUCAUCAGGAGUGGUAACAAUGGUCACGAUAGCAGUAACAGCAACAUCAGGAUGGUUAACAAUGGUCGCGGGAGCAUUAACAUUAUCAUCAGAAGUGGUAACAACGGUGACGGGAGCAGUAAAAGCAUCAUCAGGAGGGAAAACAAUGGUGGCGGGAGCAGUAACAGCAUUAUCAGGAAGGGUAAUAAUGGUGACGGGAGAAUUAACAGCAUCAUCUGUAGGGGUAACAAUGGUGACGGGAGCAAUUACAGCAUCAUCAGGAAGGGUAACAAUGGUGACGGGAGCAAUUACAGCAUCAUCAGGAGGGGUAACAAUGGUGAAGGGAGCAGUAACAUCUUCAUCAGGAGGGGUAACAAUUAUGACUGGAGCAGUGACUGCAUCAUCAGGAGGCGUAAAAAUGGUGACGGGAGCAUUAACAGCAUCAUCAAGAGGGGUAACAAUGGUGACGGGAGUGGUAAGAGCAUCAUCAGGAGGGGUAACAAUGGUCACGAUAGCAGUAACAGCAUCAUCAGGUUGUGUAACAAUGGUCACGUGA
Messenger RNA from Mya arenaria, 1050 nucleotides. Its product is annotated as SUMO-interacting motif-containing protein 1-like. NCBI's taxonomy places the organism in Eukaryota, Metazoa, Mollusca, Bivalvia, Myida, Myidae. The transcript has a single exon. The coding region runs from base 1 to 1050 and encodes 349 amino acids. The record is from RefSeq and is a predicted model, not a curated record.